ACAUUAAGAACACAAUUGCUUGUGAGUGAGAAAAAAAGAAAACGAACUCUAUGUGGGACAACUGCGUGUCUCCCUUCAAAUGCAUGGAGAAAAUCACCAAAAAAAAAAAAAAAAUCAGCAGUGGGCGAAGCAGGGCAGAGCUGUGGCCGUGCUAAGGCGCCGGCUGCCUGGCUCUCCCAGGAGAUGUGCCAGCAGCGGCGGCCUUUGCCUGGGCACAAGCAGCUCCUUCAUUAGCGGCGGGGAGCGAAGGCGGGUGGCCGGGGAGCAGCCCCCGCCAAGGGGUUGGUGCCGGGCGGCCCCGCGCUCCUCCCCGUCCCACUCGGCCGCCCUGCGCUUCCCGGGACGGCAACACUUCCAGACACGACCUGGCGUCUUUCCCUCACCAGGGGCGGCUGAUGAAGCAGGACUCUGUUCAUCCCCGGACUGCUCUGAGGCUGCGACAGCACUUGGUGGGCAUGCAGAGAGUGGCAUACGAUUUCCACUACAGCUGCCAGUGGUGAACUAGGAGGCGCCGCUCUGCUGCAGCUCCCCUCUCCGGCGAUGGCAGCACCGAAGGUGGCCGUGGUUGGCGCGGGAGUCGUCGGGCUGUCCACGGCACUGUGCGUCACGGAGGCCUUCCCCGCCUGCUCCCUCGCUGUCAUUGCAGACCGGUUCACCCCCAACCCGACGAGCGAUGUGGCGGCGGGGAUGCUCAUCCCUCACACCACCCCAGACACAGCAAUCCACGUGCAGAAGCAGUGGUUCAAAGACAUGUUUACUUAUCUUUUUGCCAUCAGUAAUUCAGCGGAGGCGUCAGAGGCUGGCAUCCACCUCGUGUCUGGCUGGCAGGUCUUUAAGAGCACUCCCAUGGAAGUGUUACCGUUCUGGUCUGACAUUGUCCUGGGAUUUCGACCAAUGUCCAAAGCCGAACUCCAGAAAUUCCCACAGCACAGAUGUGGUCAGGCCUUUACAACACUGAAAUGCGACUGCCCACCCUACCUACUAUGGCUGGAGAAAAGGUUGAAAGCAAAAGGUGUCCAGAUGUAUACCAGAAAAGUAGCAAACUUAUGGGAGCUGCACAGUGAAUAUAACAUUGUUGUCAACUGCACAGGCAUUGGUGCCCACCAGCUUGUGGGGGACCAGCAGCUGUUCCCUGUCAGGGGCCAAGUACUCAAGGUCCAUGCUCCUUGGGUGAAACACUUUGUCCGGGACGGGGAUGGCUUAACUUACAUCUACCCAGGGAUACACAACGUAACCCUAGGGGGAACCAGGGAAAAGGAGAGCUGGAACCUCUCCCCUGAUCCCAGCACUACCAAAGCCAUCUUUGACAGAUGCUGUUCCCUUGAGCCCUCACUUCAGCGAGCUCAGGAUAUAAAGGUGAGGGUGGGCCUGAGGCCGUCCCGAGUGUGUGUGGCACUGCACAGAGAGGUCUUAAGCCAAGGAGGAGCAAAACUCCUGGUGGUCCACAACUAUGGGCACGGGUCAGGUGGCUUUUCGAUGCACAGGGGCACAGCCAAAGAGGCUGCUCACCUGGUCGGGAAGUGCAUUGCUGCCUUGCAAGGCUCAUCACUGAGGGCCAAGUUUUGAACCUCAGAGGCUUGUUUUCUGUUAAUGACAGGCUAAUACUGCAUGCCCUAGUAGCAUCUUUGGAUCCCUGGAUGGAAGGAACCUAAGCUGACAGCUAGCGCCAUUGCAGAUGCUUGGUGGUUUCUCACCUGGCUUCCAGCUGGCACUCGAGGAAUGCGUGAUGGGUUGAUCCAAGCAUUAGCACAGCUGCCUGUCUCUUCCAUCUAGUGUUGUUCCUGCCCUGAUGAUUUCUCCUAGCUUUGCAUUAAGGAGGAUGAGAGAUAAUAAAUGUCCUUCAUAUAGCAGGAAUCAGAUUGCUGAAGUACAAUAUAAAUGACAUAAAUUUGCCAUUUGUUCAUCUGCAUCUAAAUUGUACUGGAUGAGCUAGAUUCAGAUUCAGCAAAAACUAUUUUUUUUCCUAUUGUACCAAAUCUAAUCUGGUAUUGCCCUCAUUCCUGCCAUCUUCCUAACAAACUUUACCAUUUUCCAUACAAUUUACAGGGAAAUGAAAACCCUACGUAGUGCUACACUGCAGUGCUCCAGGUCAGCUCUUACAAAAAACAAUGUUAGGCCACUGUCAAGUGCAGUGACCAUGCAAGCAUGAUUUUAAGAGCAGGUUUAUGAGACUGAUCACUGCAUUCACUAAUGUUACACCUCAGGAGGAAACGCAAAGUUUCUGGGAGAGGAAGUUGCCCUAUAUGAGCUACAGUUUUGUGUGUCUUUUCUCAUGCCAGUUUGCAAAUCUCUUUUUUCUGAACCUCUGAGACCUUGCUCUCAAACAUUGUUUUUUGUUUUUUUUCCCAUGUAUCACCUCAAUAGCAGUUUUGACAUGGCCUGUCUCCUGCAGAAGAGGAUUUUUCAGGGCAGGCUUGGGAGUGCAACCUUUCUUUGCUACUUUUCAUCAGCGCUUGUAGUGUUCUUCCUCCUUUUCUUGCAACAGCUGAUAUGAUUAACCAGUGGCAAAUCAACACGGAUCUUAACACCAAUUUCAGUUACAUAAGAGAGAGAAGAGUCCUUUAAGUCAAGAUAAACACUAUAAAGACAAAUUUUUCCGUAAUGGGAUGUGAGUGAACUCAUCUCUCAUAACGAAGCCAAGCUAUGGCAGCUCUGACUGUCACUCCAUUAAUAAAGGCUGAGCUGAACUUUACACUUUCCACAAUUCGAGCCCUUUAAUGUGUCUGAAGAUCUUCACUCCCCAAAAUUAGAGCUUACUGUCAAAGUACAGGAUGAAUGUCUGACUCUUAGGGAUUAACUGCUCAUUAGAUCUUAAAUGACUCAUUUAAGAGAAUUAGCAUCCAUUUUUGACUGGCUUUUGUCCUUACAAUUACAAAACAAAUCAAAACCCUUCAAGAAUUCACAUGAUUAACUGAUAAAUAAAAGUCUAAUAAUGAAACAAA
Dromaius novaehollandiae (emu) is the source of this 2942-nucleotide messenger RNA. It is a transcript of the gene DDO, whose product is annotated as D-aspartate oxidase. The record is from RefSeq and is a predicted model, not a curated record. NCBI's taxonomy places the organism in Eukaryota, Metazoa, Chordata, Aves, Casuariiformes, Dromaiidae. The transcript has 6 exons. Bases 541 to 1566 code for a protein of 341 amino acids. Gene Ontology annotation, molecular function: D-aspartate oxidase activity; FAD binding. Gene Ontology annotation, biological process: L-aspartate catabolic process; D-amino acid catabolic process. Gene Ontology annotation, cellular component: cytoplasm.